Molecule: messenger RNA, 2016 nt
Organism: Prunus armeniaca (apricot)
Lineage: Eukaryota; Viridiplantae; Streptophyta; Magnoliopsida; Rosales; Rosaceae
Source: the annotation of a GenBank genome assembly
AUGGUACUAACAUGCCCCCCCAAGCGUAUCUACCGCUUCGACCGAAAAAAAGGAAAGCCUAUCUACCGCGGUCCGGCUCUCAAACAGCUUGUUGCUGGAAAUUCCCAUGUAUGCGGCCUUGUUAAUGGGAGUACUAGCCGCCUCGAAUGCUGGCAAUGGCACAGAUUCAAUAUGAAUCGAUACAUCCAUGACUUCUCAAGCAUCGCCGUGGGAGAGAAUUUUGUAUGCGGGGUAUCAAAAAUUGGGAAAGUUACUUGCUUAGGAAGCAAUAUUAAAGUGGUUGGAACUGAGCCUAGCUGGAAUUGCAGUGCUGUAAGUGCAGGGUUCAAUCAUGCUUGUGCCAUCUCAUCGGAGACUGGUGGUUUGCAUUGUUGGGGAGAUAUGAAGGGUAAGAAACCACAAGAGAAAUUCACAUCUCUGGCCUUGGGAGAGAACCGCAGUUGUGCUCUCAGGACUAAUGGAACAAUUGUUUGCUGGGGUGAAAAUAACUUCAGCUUGCCUGUGGCUCUGCAAGAGACUUAUUUCGUAGCAAUUGAAGCAAAACGAAGUGUCUUCUGCGGAGUUUUGUCAUCUAAUUUUUCCUUGUAUUGCUGGGGCAACCCAAUUUUUGAUGCCUCAAACCAUUUCAUGGUGUUCGAGAGUGACGUGCAGCCAGGGCCGUGUACAAGGGAGUGCCCAUCAGGGAGCAAUGCAUUACCAGGCUACGGUAGAUUUUGUAAACAAGGAUAUGUUUGCCAACCCCAACUACCAGAGAUCGAAAAGUCCUCAUCAUCAUCAGGGAGUAAAUGGAGCAAGAAAAUGGUGGCUUUUCUUGUAGUGGGGUGUGUCGGAUCCUUAGCUUUCGUUUUGGUAUGUUGUUUCUUGGUGUUCAAGUUUUGCAAAAUUAGAGGAAGCCGCAUUCAUGACUCGGGCCCCUUGGAGGUGACCCAGUUACAAGGUCAUCAUAGUAAUCAAGGCACCGCUGCUGCAGCUGUAGUGGCAGGGCAGCCGGUGUUGGAGAAGCGGCUGAGCCAUGUGGUGAGCAUGGGUGCCAAUGGGGCUUCUUUGGAGGAAUUUUCAUUGGAAGAACUUCUAGAAGCCACUUCCAACUUCUCCGAAGAACACAAAAUCGGAACAGGCAGCUAUGGCUCAGUCUACUACGCUAGAUUAACUGACGGCCGCCAAGUGGCCAUCAAGCGCGCCGAGACCUCAGCCUCCUCCUCCUACGUCGGUGGACACGCAAGGCGCCAGGAGGACAAAGACAACGCUUUCGUCAACGAGCUCGAAUCCCUCUCCCGCCUCAACCACAAGAACUUAGUCCGCUUGCUCGGCUUUUUCGAAGACACAAAAGAGCGCAUUUUGGUGUACGAGUACAUGAACAACGCCACUCUCCACGACCAUCUCCACAAGCUCGUACACUCCCCUCUAGUCUCAUGGGCCGCGCGCAUCAACGUGGCACUCGACGCAGCCCGAGGCGUUGAGUACCUCCACAUGUACGCAGUCCCACCAGUCAUACACCGUGACAUCAAGUCGUCCAACAUAUUACUGGACGACACAUUGCACGCCAAGGUGUCGGACUUCGGGCUAUCCUUGAUGGGCCCAGAGGACGACGAGUCGCACCUCUCACUCCGGGCAGCCGGUACAUUCGGGUACAUGGACCCGGAGUACUAUCGGCUGCAACAGCUGACGACGAAGAGUGACGUGUACAGCUUUGGAGUGGUGUUGCUAGAGCUGUUGUCGGGUUACAACGCAAUUCACAAGAAUGAAAACGGGGUGCCAAGAAACGUUGUGGAUUUUGUGGUGCCGUACAUUGUGAACGAUGAGAUCCAUCGGAUAUUGGACCCGAAAAUGCCCCCCCCGAAUCCGUUUGAGAUCGAGGCCGUGGCAUACGUUGGGUACUUGGCGGCGGAUUGUGUAAGUUUGGAAGGUAGGGACAGGCCAUCCAUGACUGACAUAGUGAGUAGCUUGGAAAGAGCGUUGAGUUUUUGCUUGGCAAGCGUUUCUCGCUCUUCUUCCACGACUCGGUCUUCCACGUAG